Messenger RNA from Prunus armeniaca (apricot), 222 nucleotides. NCBI's taxonomy places the organism in Eukaryota, Viridiplantae, Streptophyta, Magnoliopsida, Rosales, Rosaceae. The record is from the annotation of a GenBank genome assembly.
AUGAAUCUCAAGUAUUUGGAAUAUAAGAUAAGCAAUGAGGAGAGCACGUUGAUACAGCAAUACCCACUGGAUCAUGCGGUUUUCACUGACCCUUACUCAAUUGGAAAACAAGGGUGGGAAGCAUUCAGGUCAAUAUUUUUGGAGAAACAAAAUGUAAAGCUUAAUGUCAAUAGGUUUAAACCUACACUGUUGAAAGCCCUUGAGCUUCUGCAUCAGAAUUAG